This is a messenger RNA of Trichogramma pretiosum, 1542 nucleotides long. RefSeq names its product tRNA (adenine(58)-N(1))-methyltransferase non-catalytic subunit TRM6 (gene Trmt6). The record is from RefSeq and is a predicted model, not a curated record. Lineage: Eukaryota; Metazoa; Arthropoda; Insecta; Hymenoptera; Trichogrammatidae. The transcript has a single exon. The coding region runs from base 159 to 1529 and encodes 456 amino acids. Gene Ontology annotation, cellular component: tRNA (m1A) methyltransferase complex; nucleus. Gene Ontology annotation, biological process: tRNA methylation.
GUCUGCCAGUUGCCACAGUGUUGGUGAACGUGCAGCGUCUACCGACUGUCGAGUCGUUGUAAACUUAAGCACGUGUGGUGUAUGUGUAUUAUUUUCAUUAACCUCAAAAUUAGUUAUUGUCAGUUUCACUUGUUUUUCGUGCCAGUUUUGCAACAAUCAUGAAGGAGUUAGCAGGACCUAAUUACACAGUGACAGUGGGAAGCCAUGUCAUCAUUCAAAAGUUAAAUUUUAAAAAAGUUUAUCGAGUUACGGAAACCGGCUCGUUAGCUUUAGGCAGAGAAGAAAUCAAGAUGAAUGCUAUCAUUGGCAAACCGUACUGGAGUACUUUCAAAAUUAUUGAAGAAGAUAAACAAUUUAAAAAGGCAAAAAGGACGGUGUGCUACUUGGAACUUGCAGAAAAAUCAGAUUCCCUUCAUGAUUUGAAAAAUGCCAUAGAAAGUGGUAGAGAUAAUAGAUCGAUUAAUGAUGAUGGCAAGUCACAAAAGCUUUCGAAAUGUGACAUCCUCGAAUUGAAAGACGCCGGCAAAUCCGGACGAGAAAUUGUUAGCUCCUUGAUUGAAAAUAAUGCAUCGUUUGCAGAAAAAACAGAAUACUCACAAGAAAAAUAUAUUAAGAAAAAAGAAAAAAAGUAUUGUCAAUUUUUGUCUGUUCAUAGGCCCACAUUAGCUGCUCUUCAAGAAAUAUAUCAAAGGCAAGAUCCACAAAAAAUUUACCAUCUCCGAAUGGAUACACUAGCCCAGAUUUUUUCAUACUGCAAUAUCCAGGCUGAUGGUAUGUACAUGUUAUAUGACAGUGGAACAGCUGGUCUUGUACCUGCUGGUAUGUUAUCAAGAAUCGGUCAGAACACAUCUGGUAAUUUAAUUUAUCUUCAUUCUGGAGAUCAUCUUCCGCAAAUGCCAAUUAUCAGAGCCAUGAAUUUUCCUCAAGAACAGUCUGACAGAAUGACGACAGUGAGCAUAUUUGACUUUUUAAGAACUUUUGGAAAUAAUGAAUCCAAAAAUCCUAUUGUGAUAAAUGAUACAAUUCAUGAAAAUUGUAGUAACGGUAACAAUGAAGUUGAAAUGACUGAAACACCAAUAUUGAAAAGUGAAAAUAAAGUUGAAAGUGAACAAGACAAAGUUAAUACGGAAAACAUCAAUGAUUUGAAAAGAAAAAAUGAGGAUAAUUUAUCAAGUGAAGAACCAGUUUUGAAAAAAUCUAAAAAAAUUCUUGACUUAGAGCAAUCUAUGGAUCUUAUAUCAAAAUCCAAAGCUGAUAGUUUGGUUGUUAUUGCCAAAGAACAUCCAUUGAACAUUGUAACUAAACUAUUACCAUUUGUCAAGUCUUCAAGACCUUUUAUAAUUUAUCAUGCUAGUCGAGAACCAUUGCAAGAAACAUACAUUGCUUUGAAACAAAAUAGCAGUACUAUUAAUUUAAGAUUAUUUUCAAGCUUUUUGCGCUCCUAUCAAGUUUUAGAAGAAAGGACACAUCCAGAAAUAAACACAAAUAAUUGUGGAGGGUACAUAUUAACUGGUUACACUAUAAGCUAGAUAUAUUUUUAGA